AGACGAUAGAGUGAACUAUAUUGUGUGUUCAAUAGAGUGAGUGGUAUUUCAACUGUAGCGUAAAAUUUAAACACACAUUUAUGGUUGCUUUUGAUAUGUCGGAAAAACUUAACAGGGCCAUGGCUUCUUAAAGCACCUUUGGAAUUUUAUAGAUUUUAAGUGAUUCUUUUUGGCGUGUCGUUUUGGAAGAUAUGUUUUAUUCGCCAUGUAUUAGUCGGAUUAAACUGUUAAAUUGGAAAGUACAAUCCAGCUGUUGACAAGUCCCUUAGAUGCCCGUACGUUAUGAAGUGGUCAAGAUGACGACGCCAAUUCACGUACACCUCCUUAUUCUCCUGGAAGUCUUAUUUUGUACACAAGCGGCCGUCGGAUUGGGAACGCAAUGUCAGUCCCACGCCGAUUGCGAUGUUAGCGGGAAUGAGGGAUGCAUACAUUUACGGUGCGCAUGUCAAACCGGAUAUAGCGACUUAAAUGGCGCAUGCUACAAAGAUGGCUCCUUGAAUGGCGCCUGCAACGCAUCAGAUCCCUACUCGUGCACCCAGAAUAAUAGCACGUGCGACAGCAGCACUCUCCAAUGCGCAUGCGUGGACGGAUUUACCCUUUUACAGGGCGAAAGGAAUAACACGGAAUGUUUCGCCGAUUCGUUCCCUCCCGAAUGUUACAAUGGAAACUUCGUAUUUGAAACUGCAAAAAGUGAGGAGACGCUUUCCAACGUUUGCUUCACGGUUCCCACUAACUGCACGGAUCCAGUAAAAGGCGAGGCUAUCCUGUACUCGUUUUCAGGGGGUAACGGCACGGCGCUGUUUAUACUUAAUGCGGACGCCGGUUCGAGCAGUAACUUGUUGAUGUCCGUCUGCACAACAACCAAUCUGAAGAAUAAAUAUGGCACAUAUGAGAUCACCGGCGCUAUCCUUUCCUCAUACGGCGAGAGACAAUUUCGCCUACGAAUAAACGUCAACGACGUCAAUGAUCCUCCGGUUUUCAUGUCGCCAUUAGGGUUCUCGACAUGGAUUUAUGAGGACUUCCCUGUUGGAUACCACAUAUUCAGAGUUUCUGCGACAGAUCCGGAUUCCGGACCUUUCGGGAUUGUUACGUACACCCUUGAAAACACAUCUCCAUUCAAUAUUGACGUCAACAGUGCCGAUAUCUCAGUGUUCAGCGUACUGGAUGCGGAAGUUAGCACUUCUCACAAACUGAUCGUCAAGGCGACUGACGGUGCUCCUAUACCAUUACAGACGACAACAACCUUAACCAUAACGAUCAAGGACAUUAACGACAACCCCCCUGUGUGUGAGAAGUCGAGUGUGUUCGCCCGUCUGGAUGUUACGGAACCCGUUGGCACGUUGGUCGCCUCUCUAGUCUGUAACGAUGCCGAUGUGUCAGACGAGUUUAAACAACUCGGAUACGCCAUCCAAUCGCCGACUUCAGGGUUUACGGUCAAUCAGACUGGUCACGUGACGAUAGCCAGCGUUUUACCUCGAGAAAUCACCGAGCAUGUCAUACUUAUCAAGGUCACGGACGUCAACAUGACGAACAACGCUAACUUUACGAAGACGGUCACCGUUACCUUGGCGGUUAACAAUUCGUUCCCUCCCGAAUGUAACAAUGGAAACUUCGUUUUUGAAACUGUAAAAAGUAACGCGACGUGGUCCAACGUUUGCUUCACGGUUCCCACUAACUGCACGGAACCAGUAAAGGGCGAGGCUAUCCUGUACUCGUUUUCAGGGGGUAACGGAACGGCGCUGUUUAGACUUAAUGCGGACGCCGGUUCGAGCAGUAACUUGUUGAUGUCCGUCUGCACAACAACCUAUCUGCAUUAUAAAUAUGGCACAUAUGAGAUCACCGGCGCUAUCCGUUCCUCAUACGGCGAGCGACAAUUUCGCCUACGAAUAAACGUCAACGACGUCAAUGACCCUCCGUUUAUCUUUCCGAACUUCUCGUUUUCGAUUGGUGAGAACAUCCCUGUUGGAAAAAUAGUAUUCAGAGUUACGACGGAAGAUCUGGAUUCCGGACCUUCCGGGAUUGUUUCGCACACCCUUGAACCAACAUCUCAAUUUAAUAUGGACGUAAACACUGGCGAGAUUUCAGUGAUAAGCGUCCUGGAUGCGGAAGUUAGCACGUAUCACAUACUGAUCGUCAAGGCGACGGACGGUGCUCCUAUACCAUUACAGACGACAGCAACCGUAACCGUAACGAUCAAGGACAUUAACGACAACCCCCCUGUGUGCGAGAAGUUGAGUGUGUCCGCCCGUCUGGAUGUUACGGCACCCGUUGGCACGUUGGUCGCCUCUCUAGUCUGUAACGAUGCCGAUGUGUCAGACGAGUUUAAACAACUCGGAUACGCCAUCCAAUCGCCGACUUUAGGGUUUACGGUCAAUCAGACUGGUCACGUGACGAUAGCCAGCGUUUUACCACGAGAAAUCACCGAGCAUGUCAUACUUAUCAAGGUCACGGACGUCAACAUGAUGAACAACGCUAACUUUACGAAGACGGUCACCGUUACCUUGGCGGUUAACAACAAAAUCCAGCCCGUUUGUAAGCCAGCGUCUGUGGCAAAGACACUUGCCGAAAAUUCGAUCGUCGGUUCCUGUCUAGAUGCCGAACUGUUGUGCGAAGAUCCGACGAACGGAACGCCAACACUGGUCGCCACAUCCGGGUCUGCAAGCACCUUGCUGGAGAUUCGAACACAUAACCCCGGUACCAAGUUGGGUCUCAACGCCUGUAUUUUGUCCAGCCUGAACGGUCGAGUGGGAAAGUAUGAGUUAUUCGGAAUCGUAACCAACGGCCUUGCCAACACGACGUUAACGUGGACAUUCACCGUCACGAACGUCAAUGACGCGCCUAUGUUUUACGGUGCGCCUUACAACGUUACGGUGGACGAACUGAAGCCGGCAGAUACGGUGAACCCGAUACUCGUGUUGUCCGUCGGCGAUCCGGAUACGGGGUUGGGGAACCAGGCGUUUGAACUGGUUUCCGUGGAGGCUGAGUUGACAAACAACGCCCAGUUCAACAACGCGGCAUCUUCCUUGUUGUUCUAUGUCCCCAAGGUGUACUCUUUCUACGCCCUCAUGUUGAACGCUACGGAGAGGAACCUUUAUACGUUCCGCGUGAAUGCAUCGGACGGCGCAGGUUUGAGCGCCAUAACCUAUGUUUACGUUCACGUCCGGGACUUGAACUCGGCUCCAGUCUGUGGGCCCAACAGUGUUUACAAUAGCAGCAUCGACAUCCUGGCUGUGCCGGAAAAACAGCUGAUUCAGCUUCGUUGCUGGGAUACCGAUAUCGACACGAAAAAUAAGCGUUUACAGUACGCUAUAACCGGGGGCGACGCCGAUAAAUACUUUAACGUAACGGCCGACGGCGUCGUAGUGGUUGGCAAGCCUCUGCCGCGUAACCUUCUCUACCAAAACGGAAGUACGGUGCUAAGAAUCAGAGUUCAGGACAAUGCUGACGUCCCAUUAGAUGCAAACGUGACGGCAACCAUCAGUGUUGAUAAUAAGAUCCCUGCCACAUGCUCUCCGCGUUUCACAUCCCCUGGGGUCUGGGUCCAGGGAAGAUGUGCCAUCAUCACUAUGGAUUGCACCGAUCCCACCAUGGUGACGCAAACCCAUUUGACGUACAUGCUGUCCGGUAACUAUACUCAGGGAUUUAACAACGUGACUGUGGAGGGCAACAAAAUAACAAUGUGUUAUAAGCUGGUACAAAGCGGCAAAUUUGAGAUUAUUGUGGAAGUGUAUAAUGGCCUUAGCAACGCCACAUAUCGGCAGUUGAUCGACGUCAACUACUCUCAGGCGACGCCAGUUUUUAACGCCUCUAGAUACGACAGAAACGUCAAUGAGACAGUCGCCCUUGGGUCGUUGGUUUUCACGGCGUCAGCAACGUCAGAAAAUCUGAUAGGCUCUAUCGUUUAUCGAGUUCGAGCCGCGGAGCCAGAUUUUGCCUGGAACCAGUACUUCAAGUUUGAUGGCACAUCCGGUAAUCGUUCCACUAAUAGCUCAUUGAAACCGCUUGCGGACAAGCAGUAUGUUCUCAAGAUAGAGGCGGAAGACACCGGAUCAAAACUGAAGUCCGAAACAAGUCUCCAGCUGAGCAUAAUUGACAUAAACGAGCCGCCACAGUGCAACGUGAACGCAAUCAACGUCAACAACGUCCCAGUUGACGUUGACGUCGGUACCGUCUUGGUCACGUUUACGUGCAUCGACGCUGAUACGAAACCGACAUUCUCUACUCUUCAGUCGUCUUUACAAUCAGACACCCAGUCAUUCCGUCUCAAUGCUACGGGACUAUCCGGUUCCAUAGCAACCAGCGCCCUUUUAGGGGUCAUGCAGGGGUUAUACACAGCGAUCUUAAAGGUCCAGGAUGAAGGUGGACUGCAGAUUGUCAAGGUCAUCAACAUUACCGUAAACCUUUUACCACCGCCUGUGAAAAUGAAGGUAACGGAAGUAAGCCACAAUCACGCCAAGGUCACGUGGUCAUAUGAACGCCCAGAUUUCACACAGGUCACCAACAGCUACAUUGUCACUCUCAAAAUGGCGGGAGGAUCGGCCAGUAAUUUCAGCCUGACAGUAUCAGACCCACCGGAGAUGCGACUAGUAGAUUUGCAACCGGAAAACAACUAUUCUGUUGUGGUGACUGCCGUGACCGUGUAUGGCCGGCGCCCUUCGUCUGCGAUUGAUAUCAAAACUCUCGCUGUUCCGGUACUGAGUCACGUGACAGCGACAAUUCGUGCGCUGCAGAUUACGUACGAUGAGAAACUACGCGAUCCGGACAAGACAUACUUUUUCGAAACCGUAACUUUCGUACGGGCGCAACUUGAGUUCGUAUUAAAGCAGCCACGAUUCAAAGGAUUUGCGAGCCUUGCAAUAAAAGGUUUUAGACCUGCAAACAGCAUCUACGUAGAUUUUAUCGUGGCGGUGAACCAGUCAGGAAGUGCUCAGGAGACGAUUGCGCAACUCUACGCCACAGUGACCUCCGGGUGGAUGGGGAACAUGUCGGUCGACUCCUCCUACUUUGUAGUCAUAUCUGGAGAUAAGUACAUCAAAAUCAAUAACGUAACGUUUCGCCCGGUGAACGUUUACAACGGAACGAAUGUCGAUCUCACAUGUAACGUGGUUACCGUCGGUUACAACGCCAGCGACCCGAUCAAGAACUGGUGGACGUUUAAGGGGGUUCAGAUCCGGCCAACGGACGGCUCUAGAUUCAACAUUACGAGCUCGAUACCCGAUCCGAAGAUUCCGGAGAACAGGCAGUUUACGCUUAGUAUUGAGCCAGCCCUGAACCAUCACGACGGAGCAUAUGAAUGUCACGUUCAAGACGCAUCCGGUAACCAAUCAGAUGUCGCCAGGAUUCAACUUCCGGUCAUCGCCCAGCCGACAGUUCUUAUUGAACCCACUAACGUCAGCAUUUUGUAUGACGCCAGCGUUAACGUCAAUUGCAUAACCGUGAUGUCGUAUAAGACGUUCAAUGACUUUAUAUGGUUUAGAAAUGGACAACUAUUUCAACCAAAUGCUUCCGCCGUAACUGUUGGCAACGAACAUGCAACCUUGACCAUUUCCGGCGUCAAAGAGAACGUUGUAUACGCAUGCGCAGGGCGUAAUAUCGCAGGGAUUGGGCCAAUGGUUUCAAUGUCCAUCCAUGUCCGGCCUAAACCUAACGAACCAAUUAAGUGUCCGGAAAACAAGGAUCUGCAGGGAACCACAUGGCCGGAAACGGUUCCAGGCAACCCUGUAACUUUCCGGUGCCCAAACGAUAGUACCGGGGAUAUUUCACGUAACUGUAGCGCCACUGGCCUUUGGGAGUUGCCUGUCUAUGCGUGCGUUCGGAUCGCUAUUCAGACCAUUUGGGAUACGGUCAACAACAUCAAAGACAGCGCAAGUUCAGUAAAUCUCUCCAGCGUUCUUGGCGACCUUUCUGACGUCACUAAGGACACUAACCUUUAUCAGGGUGACAUUGAUACAACCAUUAACAUGUUGGACACCGUCGUUGACAUAAUGGACCAGCAGACUAUCAAAGACCCGGACACCAAGUGGGAUUUCCUGACAAUUGCUAGCAAUCUUAUAGAUGAGCGAAACCAACCAUCAUGGCAGACACGAAUAGAACGGAAACAAUUGGGCGCUAUCGACGUUCCGCAGCUGGUGGAACUAUUUUUAGACCAGAAGUUUGACCAACUACAAGCUGACAAGAUGCAGACCUUCCCCUUGAAAAACAUAUAUGUUAACAUGGGACGGGGAAAAAGGUCUAACUACCAGUUUCCGGACAGAACCAGCGACACACUUCCGGAUUGGCUAAAGGCGUCACAGACGGGCAUCAAGAUUCCGGCACAGGCUUUCAACGGUCUUCCAUCUUUGCACUACGCCAGUUCCUUCUACAGAAACAUUACACCCAUACUCGUCAAGAAACUGAUGACAAAUGGAGUGGUGGAGACUAUGAAAAGCACUAUGGACAUCAACAGUGACAUUGUGGCCUUUCAAAUAAAAGAGAGUGGGUCUGUAAUUGACCCGCCCGCGGAAAUAACGUUCCAGCAUUUCGAUAGCAAUUACUCGAAUCCUAUUUGCUGUUAUUGGAAUUUUACUACCGGGACGUUUGUGAGGGACGGUUGCAAACUCGUUUCUACCUCCGCUGAGAAGACAGUUUGUGCGUGCAGUCACUUCACAAAUUUUGCCAUUCUAAUGAGUCCAGGGAGAGCGAGUCCAGCCGAUGUGAAGGCUCUGAGCAUCAUAUCUGCAGUGGGAUGUGCCAUCUCCAUCUUCUGUCUAGCGAUCACUGUUGUUGCAUAUCUACUCGUUUGGAGAUACGUCAAGAGCGACCGGGCCGUGUUGUUGUUAAGUCUGUGUGUUGCCCUGAUUAUAUCGUACGCCCUAUUUUUGGGAGGUGUAGACAGAGUUGCGAACGAGGUUACGUGCGCAGUGAUCUCGGCCCUAUUGCACUACUUCUACCUUGUCGUGUUCUUCACGAUGCUCGCGUAUGGCGUCGAGAUUGCCAUUUCCGUCAUCUACGUCUUCAAGACGGACUCACGGCUCAAGUGGUUACUGCCAGUUGCGUGGGUCGCUCCAGUCAUCAUUGUUGCCGUGUCUCUAGGCGUUACAAAAACAGAAGGAUAUGGAAACGAUGAAUUUUGCUGGUUAUCUGUUGAGGAUGGCGUACUAUGGGCUUUUGUUGGACCAGCACUGUGUAUUAUUCUAAUAAACACUAUAAUUGUCAUAACAGUAAUACAUAAGAUGUUCAAAUCAUCAGCGAUGAGGACGAAAUCAGAUAAGGAAAAGGCAAGACUUGGUGUAAGAAGUUUAUGCGUGUUAUUGCCGAUACUAGGAAUUACUUGGGUGUUUGGAGUGUUCUCCGUCAACGAACAAACCGUUGCCUUCCAGUAUAUCUUUGCAGUAUGCAAUGCAUUGCAGGGUGUGCUGAUUUUCGUCUUCCACUGUGUAUUCAACAAACAGCUAAGACAAGGGCUGAAGCAGAGAAAUGUACGCAAGAAUACACUGGCUUCCAUUGAAAAAGAUUUCAAAAAUCAGCAAUCAACGGAAGAAAAUAGUCUUAGACAGUCGCAGGGGUCUCGAAAUAACAGUUCGAGUUACGAUCAGCUAGAUACGGGGAUCAGAGAUUCACAUAAAUACAUGGAUGUGGUAGCGCAAACAAAAUCUUCUUCGAAGGAUAGCGGGAGCGAUAGGAGCAGAAACAAGCGACAGAGCACGGAUGACGAAAAAUUACGCCAGCAAGAAAAUGCGAAUGCGAAAAAGAUCGAGAAGGAAAAGCAAGAACGAGAAGAGAAGCUGAGAAAGGAAAACGAGACAAGAAAAAAGGAACGUCAACGUCGCGAACGUCACGGCAAAAGUAACGUGCCCCAGAUCCGUAUAGGUUAUGAACGACCUGAAGACCCGUAUUCCAGUGGGUCCAAGCUGUCAAAGAGUAGCCGAUCAAGCCGUUCUGACGAUGAUUACGAGGGUGGCUCAGCACAAAAUAUAUCUUCCAUAGGUACAGCGCUACCUCAGAAAUAUGAACACAGUGCUGGUCGGAAAAAGAAGGACAGCAGCAGAAGUGAAUCAAAGAAAACCAGCAGUCUUCCAAAGAGCAAGAAGGACAAGAAGAAAGGUUCGCACUCGAAGGACAGGUCUCGACUUUACGAAUACCCUUACGAGGGCACGUACCUAGGCGGUCAGUCCCUGCACGCAAGCUUAGGGAACAUGAAUAUGCAACCACAAUACGGUUACAGUCCCUAUGGUCACGGUGUGGGCGCCGCUGGCUACCAGACAGGACGCCCGUCCCAUCAGCAACAACAGUGGGGUCAGUACGGAGACCCGUAUAGUUACGGUCCACAGGGGCCUUAUAGGGGCCAGCAGACAAAAUAUUGGUGAAUCAGCAACAUAUAUUUGGUUUUAGUUCGACGCGCAUCAAGAGAAGUUUUGUGUUAAUAGCGUCUGAAAUAUAAUCUAAAGAAAAACAAGUAUAUAAAGAUUUAAUACAUGUGAUAUGUUUAUAAAGAAAAAUGCUGAAAAGUUCAAAGAAAAAAAAACGGCCAUGAUCGUAUGUCUGUAAGUCGAUGAGCUGCAAACUUGUCCGUUGAAAUACUCCUACAUGUUUCAAUGUAUUCUAUCCUCACAUUGUAAGGGCUGCAUCUACAUUACGAACAUGUUCAUGGCAUUUUCAUUAUCCUAUCUAUAUUAUAUCAAAAGUAGCUAAUGCCCAUGUUUCCAUUUAAUUUGUAUGUAUGAUUAUCAUAAUGCCCACUUUCGACAUGUAGCGACAUACGGCAUCGGAGGGUAUACAACAUUUCAGUGAAAGUUCUUAUUGGUUUUGUAUACAUCACAUAUGCAAAAUCAUGAACAUUUUUAAGAGUGCAUUAUAUAUACAAUUUUUGAUCAUUUGUCUACGUUAAUUAAUAUUGUGUUACAAUUGUCACUUAACUACCGUCUCUUUGUUUACCAAUCGCUAUACGUGAGCUACUGCAUUCCUAUAUUUUGAACGAUUAUAUCUUACAGUUUUAGACAAUGCACAUAAAACUGAAACGCCUGGGAUUAAACUAUGAAAUAAGCAAGUGUAAUUAUUUCUUAUAAAUUAUUACUUACUACAAAGACAUGACUGAAAUACUGUUAAAUCCGGUACACAAUUCAUAUAAAACACCCAAUUUGAAACUAAAAAAAACACUGAAAGAACCCGUUCGAUAUAUUUUUAACAGCACUCGAUCUCUAUACGCAAAAGGUCCUUGCAUUUACCCUUUGCUAUUAAUUCAAAUUGGUUUACACGUGUUUCACAAGUGAAAUAAUAUAACAACAUAUUUUUCAACUUUUUGAUUUUAUUCAUGGCUUUAAAGCAAUAUAUGGCAGGAAUGAAAUAUCAUAUUG
This is a messenger RNA of Dreissena polymorpha, 9332 nucleotides long. RefSeq lists its product as uncharacterized. The transcript has 54 exons. The record is from RefSeq and is a predicted model, not a curated record. Gene Ontology annotation, molecular function: G protein-coupled receptor activity; calcium ion binding; cadherin binding. Gene Ontology annotation, cellular component: catenin complex; plasma membrane. Lineage: Eukaryota; Metazoa; Mollusca; Bivalvia; Myida; Dreissenidae. Gene Ontology annotation, biological process: homophilic cell-cell adhesion; G protein-coupled receptor signaling pathway; cell surface receptor signaling pathway. Bases 270 to 8345 code for a protein of 2691 amino acids.